Messenger RNA from Culex pipiens pallens (northern house mosquito), 1773 nucleotides. Its product is annotated as protein C12orf4 homolog. Gene Ontology annotation, cellular component: cytoplasm. Bases 117 to 1685 code for a protein of 522 amino acids. The record is from RefSeq and is a predicted model, not a curated record. The transcript is spliced from 2 exons. NCBI's taxonomy places the organism in Eukaryota, Metazoa, Arthropoda, Insecta, Diptera, Culicidae.
UUCGUUCGCAAAACAAAACAAAUUAAAAUCUUGGCACUUUCAUUUUUGUGGGUGGCUAAUUUUCUCCUAAAAUCUUGUAAUUUGUUGUUUUAUUGGGUACGGUUUUCCUGGACGCGAUGUCGCUCGAACCGUCCAAAGUGGUGGACUUCCGGUACGAGUACCAAAACUGCGACGACACCAUGGCCAAGCUGGUAUAUCCGGUGGAGAUUCCGUUCCGCGGUCAGGUUCCGGAACUGGCGCACCGGAUCGUAGCGGAGCGAAUGGACCCGAUAAUGAAGUUUCUGUGUGCGGACCAGCAGCUGCUGGGGACGCUGGAGCGGUUCGUUGAGCAGGAAAAUGAGUCGUUCUACGACGAACGGGACGAGGGCUUGCUGGAAAAACUCCGAACCGGGCAGGUUGAUGUGGAUUCGGUGGCGCUGGAUUUGGAGCGGCUGUACAAGGAUGAGAUACUGGAGUACGCGGAUCGGGUUGGUCCGUCGGAUGAGGAGAUCUUUGCGCAGAGCUACCAUCAGUUGGUGCACUCGACCGUGCUGUCGGAAAUCUUGGCCAAGGAGCGGGAAUACGCCACAACUAUUGCCACUCUGACCGGUUCAAUGGCUCAGCAGAUGCAGACGAUGCACACGCUGCACCAGGAGGAGAUUGAGUCUAAGAUGAAACUACUGGAUAUUUCUGUUACGUCGGAAAAUAUCAACCAUAUCUUAGCUAAACAAUACGGAAUGCAAAACAUGAUUCGGAAGCAGUGUGAAUCGGAGUUAGAAUCGACAAAGGGUCACCAAAAGUACGAGUACCGUGACUGGAUAACGACCCACAUUGACGAGAACUUUUUGGCGGAGUCGACUGAAUCUCCCACCCAAAUCGGAAAUCGCUGGUCAAUGAUCAGCACGCAAGGUCCGUCUAUGGAGGAAAGUUUCACCAUUCAUCUGGGCUCGCAGCUGAAGCACAUGCACAACAUCCGAAUUCUUAGCACCAAGAUCGGUGACCUGUGCAGUCCUCUGUACAGUGAAAACAGCUUCGGAGGUCCGAACGUGGCCCUCGGACUGUAUUCGAGUUCCCUGUGCGGAAUUGUCGUGCUGACCCCGUCCGGUAACGUCCAACCGGACUCGGAGAUUCGUCGCAACGCCAACAUGUCAACGGAGUUUCACUUUGACCAGAUUGACGUGCAGAUCGAAAAGAUCCAGAACGAUCUGCGCAAGUUGCGUGAAUGUCCGGACGAUGAGCAGGGCGCCGCCGCGGCCCGAGUGGACAAAAACAGCACCCGCUUGAAGCCCGGCGACGUGUUCAUCACGCGCCACUCAAAUCUGUCCCACUCGCACGUAAUUUUCCACCUCAUUUCCGACGAAACAUUCCAAAGCCCGAGCGAGAUCAACUCGCGCCACCCGGUCAUUCUGGGGCUGCGUAACAUACUGAAAAUUUCAAGUCGCCACGACAUCACCACGCUGACAAUUCCGGCUCUGCUGCGGCACAAAAUGUCCGAGGACAUGACCGUCUCGUGGUGCGUGCGGCGUGCCGAGCUGGUGUUCAAGUGCGCCAAGGGCUUCAUGAUCGAAUCUUCGAGCUGGGGUGGGGCGGAACUGAACACGCUGCAGCUACUGCUGCCGCACGACAUAUCCGAGGAACUGUUCCGGACGCUGGCGGACAUGGUGCCGCACGUUUUCCGGGUGGCCAAUCCAAAGGUGCUGCAGUAGGUGGCGUGCAAUCUCUAUAAUAAUCGCAGAAUGAUUAAUUGUGUUUUUAUCCCGUUUAGCUUGUAUUGGAAGUACGUAAACAUAUUAA